Molecule: messenger RNA, 1534 nt
Organism: Ananas comosus (pineapple)
Lineage: Eukaryota; Viridiplantae; Streptophyta; Magnoliopsida; Poales; Bromeliaceae
Product: UV-B-induced protein At3g17800, chloroplastic-like
Exons: 3
Coding region: 75-1340 (421 amino acids)
Source: RefSeq, a predicted model, not a curated record
UCUCUCUCUCUCUCUCUCUCUAAUCCAUUCUCUCUCUCUCUCUCUCUCUCUCUCUGUUAGGGUUUGGGUAUGUGAUGGAUCGCGUCGCGCUCUUGAAGAGGCCACCACCGCCGCCGCCAUCGACGCCGCAGCCCCUCUCCGAAGCCCUAACCCCAUGGGCGAGGCUCGCGGGGUCUCGGUCUCGCCAUGUCCCUCGCACCAGCUCUUCCCCCAAGCUCCGAUCCCUCGGCUCCUCUCUCUGCGUCUCCUUGUCCUCCCCCAAGGGAAUUUCUAAGCUUCGUCAGAGCUGCAGUUUUACUAGUAGAAGGGCCCCACUAUUUAGUACGGUUGCUAGUGCGGAGUCCAAUGGGCGUGAAUCUCGAAGUAUUGGUACUCCACUUGAGCCACAAUCGCCAGAAGGGAGCUUCUUGUGUGGUGUAUUAAAGAACCAACCUCAUAUUUUUCCUAUUGCUGUGGAAGAACAGCUGGAGGAGUUGGCUUAUCAAAGGGAAAGUGCGUUCGCUCGCCACAAGCGUAGUAUUGGCUCGGAAGAAUCAUGCCUUCAUAGGAGAAUUGCAGAAAUGAAGGACAACGAGUGCCAAAUUGCCGUCGAGGACAUCAUCUACAUGUCAAUUGUCCACAAGUUCUCCGAAAUCGAAGUCCCCAUGGUUCCCAAACUCUCCAAAUUGAUCACCAACGGAGAACUGGAGAUAUGCCCAUCCAAGGACACGAGUUUAGAAUCCGUCCACCAGCCAGAAAUCUUAGAACUGGUGAGAGAGCAUCUCUCGAAUAUCCUCAAAUGGACUCGUCAAUCCAACUCGAUCGAGAUCAAAAGGCUUCAAUUCGGCCGUCACUACGCCGCAUCCAUAAUGUACGGGUAUUUUCUCAAGUCCGUUUCUCUGCGGUUUCAGCUCGAGCUUAGUCUGAAUCCAAUUCAAGAAGUGCUUCCUCUCGACUGCUUUGCGAACGCUCGAAGUCAAAAUCCGCAUAAAAAGAAGCAGGAGAACUCUAUUCAUCUCGACUAUUCUUUCGACACGGCUACGACUUCUUCUACUUCUCCGCGCUCUGGUUCGGAUUUAAGACUAAAAGCUUCGGCACUGAGGGGUUACGUGAUGGGAUUCGAUUCGAAGGUACUGCAGCUCUGCGCGAAGCUGCGGUCACGGGAAGCCGUCAGCGUGAUCGAGAAGCACACCUGGGCUUUAUUCGGAGACGGCGAAGAUAAAGAAGCUGAGAGCAAUGAGGUAGUAAGAGUUUCGCCCUCCGGAUUGAAGAGGCUGGUUCUGGAAGCUGUUGCAUUUGGUUCCUUUCUAUGGGAUGUGGAAGAUUAUGUUGACUCUGUUUAUAAGCUGAAGGAGAGCUGAGAGAAAAAGCAGUUUGAAUUAGAUUUAAUCUGCUUUUUGUAAACAGAAGCUAAGAAAAACUGGUAGUUCAGAUUCUGUAAAUAGAAACCUGUACUAGAACUAAAGGUUUUGUUUAAAAGUGUAAGAGUAAAAAAGGACUAGAACUAAAGGUUUGAUUCUGUGUACGCUAGCAAUAAUAACUUGUUGGAUCCAAA